GAUCUUUGUGCCCCAUGAGUACUUUUGCCUUCUUGAUUGGUCGUAUUUCUCAAUGGACAAGCUUGAAAGUCGUGGAUUAAAAUAAACAAAUAAAAUAUUUGUUAACAUCCUACCAUGUACAUAACGCGAUUCCAAUAUUUUUCACUGCAUUCAUCAAAGAGUGGUACAGUCGAUCUUGAUGCAGAUGAAGAGCGAAGUAACACAUUUACAGACCGACAACUAUGUGAAAGCCAGGAUAGAUUUUUGCUUAAUAGCAUCCUAAUAUUUGUUCUUCGAAAGGGGUAUACAGUAAUCUUAAAAGAAGUUAUUCAGCUUUACGGUCAUUUGUGUGUUAAGCCACCACCUUUUUGUGUGUGGUGUUGUGCAACGGUGUUAUUUUCAAAAAACUUAAAUGAAAAUUUGCUUGAGACUGAUUCUAACAAUUGCAGCUUAUCUACUCAUUAUCAAGAUCAAUUAGAAACUUUAAUUACAGUGGGGAAUCAUUUAUUUUCUAAACUGAAUGAUUCAUUACCGUAUAAACCAUACCUUAACACUUAUUUAAAGGAAGCUAGACGUGUUAUUAUGCAUUUAUACUUGGAAUCAUCUGCACCAACAUGUAAUUAUACUUUGUGUUUUUCCAAAUUAAAUCAACACUAUUCUCAGUCAGAUCUAACUGAUGAAGUACACAACUUCCGAUUACGAUUUUUAACAUUGUUCGUAUCUGAGACGAAAGUUAAUUGUUAUUUAAAAGAAAGAUGGUUUCCGGCUAGAUUUAAUGUUUUUAAAAAAUUACAACAUUUAGCGUUGGAUAUUGUUAAACAUUUACCUGAAGUAUUAUUGGACAAAGUUGGAUCAAGUGAAUGGGUAUAUAAUGAUUCAAUACUACUAGAAUUGAAUACACUUUUAGCUUUAAUUAUGCGUCAACAAUUAAUUCGUAAAUCUUCAUGUACAGAAGAAGAUUUAUUUGAACUUAUUCAUAUUUAUAAUUCUCAAUCAUGUCCAUCUCAGUUACUUUAAAUUGGUAAAUAGUUUUACAAAUUGUACUUAGUUUUUGGUUACAUUUUUUUUCGAAAUCACAUUUACGUCGGUUUUUUUAAAGUGAACUCCGCCUGUAGCUCUUCUA
Messenger RNA from Schistosoma rodhaini, 1102 nucleotides. Lineage: Eukaryota; Metazoa; Platyhelminthes; Trematoda; Strigeidida; Schistosomatidae. The record is from the annotation of a GenBank genome assembly.